AUGCCUUCCGACAUCGAAAGUGAAACGGAGAAGAGCGUCGACUUGACGCAAACUCCAUGUGAAAUAUGCGGUCCAUCGACAUGCGACGAGCCGAUGAUCGGAUGCGAUGGAUGCUUCCUUUGGUUCCAUUGCCGUUGUGUGGAAAUCCAGGUAGAGCAUGCCCCGAAAAAGUGGUACUGUCAAAACAAGGAUUGUCAGGAGAAAGCCCAGCAGAUGAAGGAUGCCAAGAAGUCGUCUCGAAGUCGGAAAACAACCGAAGAGUCGGACAAAUCGAAGAAGGGAUCCUCUCUCGUAGAUGCGAGGGUGAAAGCACUGGAAGAGAAGCAGAAGAAACAGCUUCAGGAGCUAGAGGCGGAAAUAACGCUAAAGAGGAAGGAGAAACAGUUGCAGCGCGCGUUUGAACAGAAGAAGAUGGAAAUGGAGUUGAAAAUGCGCGCCGAAGAAGAAGAACAGCAGAUGGUGUUCCAGGAGGAGAUGCUUCGGAAAAAGCAAGAGCAGAUCGAUCGAAUGAAAGCGAAUCAAAGGGCGUUCGAAAAGAAGAUGGCGGAUCUGGAUAAAGAGUUGGUGAAGUUGUCGACAAGCAAGGUGCCGAAAUCCACGCCGAAGAAGGCCGAUGAAGGUAAAGCACGAUCGUCCGGUGCAGGAAACAAGUCGUUGAAGCUGACCAAAGCAAACGUAAAGAAGCUUGCCGAAGAAUUCGAGAACGGUGGUGCAGGCGGUGCGGACAGUGAAGAGGACGGGGAGCAGAGUGAAACCGAGGACGAGGAAGAUGCUGAUAGCGAAGAAGACGAUGAAGAGGAGGACGAAGAGUCUGAAGUGUCCAGUCCGUCGGUGAAGAGCAAACCGGGAAAGAAGAAAAGUGGGAAAGAAGUGAGUCAAAAGCGGGUAGGACCGACAAAGGCUCAGCUAGCUGCGAGAAAGGGGUUGACCUUUAAACUUCCGAAGUUCUCGGGCAAACCUUCGCAAUGGCCUCUUUUCUAUGCGGCCUACAAAACGUCAAACGAGACCUGUGGCUAUAUGAACCACGAGAACCUAAUGAGAUUGCAGGAAUCACUCGAAGGCGAAGCUCUCGAAUUGGUAGCCGGUCAACUACUCCUCCCUGAGUCGAUUCCGCGAGUUAUCGAGAAGCUGCGUCGCCAUUACGGUCGUCCAGAACAACUACUACAGAGUCUUCUGGACAAAGUUAACCAACUGGAGCCACCUAAGCCAGAUAACCUGCGUUAUUUCGUUCCUUUCGGGAAUGCCGUGGAACAACUCUGUGGACACUUAGAAGCCGCGGAUCUUCGGCAACAUCUCAUCAACCCGUUGCUUAUCAAGUCUUUGGUCGCCAAGCUUCCUGAUCGGGAAAAACGAGAGUGGGUGCGUUACCGGAAGACCAAAGGAGAGCCGACGCUUCGCACUCUGACGGAUUUCCUUAUGGAGAUUGUCGAAGAUGCCUGUGAGGCAGAUGUCGACGUAAAUCUCAUGCCAGCGUACCAGUCCAAAACUGGGUCGUCGUCAUUCGCAAAGAAAAAACCGAAGGAAAAGGGUGCGCUGUACUGCCAUGCAGAGGAGAGUCCAGCGCCCAGUCCCAGCGAUCAAGAGGUUGAAGCCAUGCAAAAUAAGCUGUCGUACGCGGAUCGGUUGAAGAUAGUGACCCGUGAUAAACUGUGCCACGUCUGCCUCAACGAGCACAGCGGUACCUGUAGGUUCAAAAUUCGCUGUAGUAUCGGAGAUUGUAGGGAGCACCACAACUCUCUAAUGCAUCCCGUCGGAAACACAGUUGGCCUGAGUGCACACAUCCGAUCUAAUUGUAUUGCUAUGUUUCGGAUGGUACCGGUACAGCUUCACUGCGGUGGAACCUCGAUCACAGUACUGGCAUUCCUUGACGAGGGUGCCUCUGUAACGCUGUUGGAGCGGAAGCUAGCCGACCGACUAGGUGUCGUUGGUGUACAAGAGCGACUGACGAUUAGGUGGACGGCCGAUGUCACACGCGAGGAAAGGGAAUCUCGGCGAAUGAAUGUUUGGGCGUCGGGAGUCAGUGGCGGUACCAACGGUAAGCUGUUACUGCACAGUGUCCGGACGGUUGGAAAGUUGAUGCUUCCCCAUCAAAGACUGGAUGUCCAGGACCUUGCCGCGCAAUAUCCUCAUAUGCGGGACCUGCCAAUCGAGUCAUACGACGGUCAGCCGGAAUUGUUAAUCGGAUUGAACAAUAUCCACUCGUUUGCUCCGAUAGAAGCCAAGGUAGGGGCACCAGUUGAACCUAUUGCGGUUCGCUGCAAACUUGGGUGGACCGUAUACGGCCCACGUCACUCUACUACGGUUGGAACUGGUAAUUUCAUCGGCCAUCACCAAGCCAUAACGAACGAAGACCUACAUGAGCUCCUCAAAAGCCACUACGCUCUGGAACAGUCGGUGGUAGAGAUACCACAGGAAUCAUCGGAGGACAGACGAGCCCGGGAGAUCCUCGAGCGGACAACCAAACGAAUAGGUGACCGUUUCGAAACCGGCCUACUGUUCAAAUCAGAUGAACCCCGAUUCCCGGACAGUUAUCCCAUGGCGGUCAAGAGAAUGAAGCAACUGGAAAAGCGACUACAGAAGAACCCGGAGCUGCAGAAUAACGUGAAUAAGCAAAUCGACGAGUAUCAGGAGAAGGGGUACGCUCAUUUGGCUACAGUGGAAGAGCUGUCCGGAUUUUCACCCGACGAGGUCUGGUAUCUGCCACUCAAUGUGGUACAAAACCCGAAAAAACCUGAUAAGGUACGCUUGGUGUGGGAUGCCGCAGCCACUGUGUUAGGAGUAUCGCUGAACUCGCUGCUGCUGAAAGGGCCAGACAUGCUUGUACCGUUGGUAAAGGUUCUCUGUGGUUUCCGAGAAUGGCGACUCGCUUUCGGCGGAGAUGUGAAGGAAAUGUUCCACCAGAUGAAGAUUCGCGUCGAGGACAGGCAAAAGCAGCGGUUUCUCUAUAGGAAGGAUCCAAACGAUCCACCGAGUAUCUACGUCAUGGACGUAGCAACCUUUGGGUCGACAUGUUCCCCAUGUUCGGCCCAAUUCGUAAAAAACAAAAACGCAGACGAGUUCGCUGGUCGAUACCCGGAAGCAGCCGCGGCCAUCAUUAAACGGCACUACGUAGACGACUAUUUCGACAGCGUUGAAUCCGUCGAAGAAGCAGUAAAGCUGGCGCGAGAGGUGCGUCUGGUACACCGAAAGGGAGGCUUCGAAAUCCGGAACUGGGUGUCUAACUCGCCAGAAGUGCUCCAGAGUCUGGGAGAGACGAAACCAGUCGCACCAGUACACUUUAACCAGGACAAACAAACGUCGAAGGAGCGAGUUCUAGGAGUGAUCUGGGAUCCGAACACAGAUGAAUUCGCAUUCUCCACGACGCACCGCGAAGGGUUACUUCCGUACCUGUUCGAAGAAAAGAGGCCAACAAAACGGAUUGUAGCAAGCUGCGUGAUGGGGUUCUUCGAUCCGCUCGGUUUGUUGUCACCAUUCACCAUCCACGGCAAAAUCAUCAUCCAACACCUGUGGCGUUCCAGCUGCGAUUGGGAUCAGGAGAUCGAUACCAAGUGCUGGGAGUUGUGGAAGCAGUGGACCGAGCUGUUGCCAGAAGUGGAAGCCAUACGAAUUCCACGUUGCUACAUCGGCGAUGCGAAGCGCGCUGAAGUCGAGUCGUUGGAAGUGCACAUCUUUACUGAUGCCAGCGAACAUGCGUACGGAUGCGUGGCGUACCUGCGAGCGGUGGUGAGAGGCAUGGUACGUUGCAAUCUGAUGAUGUCGCGAGCGAAGGUUGCACCGAUAAAGCGGCAGUCAAUCCCUCGUCUAGAGUUAAUGGGCGCGGUUCUCGGGGCCCGCUUGAGUCAGUCGGUUUUGGAAAACCAUUCGUACGACAUCUCUCGCAUCGUCUUCUGGACAGAUUCUCGUACAGUUUGUAGCUGGAUCAAUUCCGACCAACAUCGCUACAAGCAAUUCGUAGCAUUCCGCGUUGGAGAAAUCCUAGAGCUCACUAAGGUGUCAGAUUGGCGAUGGAUACCGACGAAACUCAACAUAGCGGACGUACUGACGAAGUGGGGACAAGGCCCACCGCUUCAAAGCGAUGGUGUAUGGUUCAAAGGACCGGAAUUCCUGUACCGGCCAGAAGAUACGUGGCCAACGAAAGAGUCGAUUGUUGAAGGAACGGAGGAAGAAGUACGAGGGACAGUUUUGUUCCACGAAGUGGUGAAUGUAGAAGCAAUUUCUUCGUGGACAAGACUUCUACGAGUGACGGCUACGGUGGUGCGCUUCAUCGACAAUUGCCGUCGUAAACGGCAUGGCGAAUCGACUUUAACGACACGAGCUACGACGAAACAGUGUCGAAUACUCGUGAAAGCGGCGGCGAAAGAUACGGCAUGUUCAUCAACUGGAACUGUGCAAACCCCCCUCAAGCAAGAUGAACUCAAGCGAGCAGAAAAAAUCCUGUGGCGUCAUGUGCAGUGGGACAGUUUUCCGGAUGAGAUGAGCAUUCUCACGAACAAUCUGCAACGCCAACCUGGGCAGUCGUUAGAGAAGGUCAGGAAGAAUAGCCGCAUCUACAAAUGUUCACCAGUGAUAGACGACUAA
This is a messenger RNA of Sabethes cyaneus, 4578 nucleotides long. RefSeq lists its product as uncharacterized. Bases 1 to 4578 code for a protein of 1525 amino acids. The record is from RefSeq and is a predicted model, not a curated record. Lineage: Eukaryota; Metazoa; Arthropoda; Insecta; Diptera; Culicidae. The transcript has 2 exons.